UACUUUUUUAGGGCCAAAAUUGAAAUAACUGAGAACGGACGUGUAUGCUCGUUCUUCUAUACUUUGAUCUAAAGUCUAAAUGGUAAAUUGGUAGAAAGUUGCGAAAUGCAACCACAAUGUAUAGCGAAAGAAGAGCCAAGCCCCCACUCGUCAGUCCUUCGCCUGCUGACGUCCCCUCUCCGACUGCUCUGCGCAACCAUUUGGCAAGUUGUCCAGGAGAGGGAUGUGUUGAAUUAUGGGAUGUUGGAAGAAUUUGUCACGUUAAUGACUGAGUCGGCCCCUGAGUUGUUAAGUCACAGACAAAGGGCCCAGCUCAUCCUUGGGUUGCGAGCAAAGGUGGUCCUUGAGGUGUGCAGGUCUGAGAGCUCAGCUGACACAGAAACCAUCCAAUAUCACCUGGAAAGAAUCCGACUUCCUGCUGCUCUUCUUGCAGAGUCUUCGAUAAGAGAUGCGGACGUUGAAACAUCAGAGUCUAAUUUCAUAGCCCUUGUAGAUAUUCUGCUGAAUGACCCUAUUGAAAGAGAUGUCUUCUUUCAGGAGGUGUUCCCGGUGGAGUAUGGUCCGAAGUUUGACCUUGCAUUGCAGAGAUUGAUCUGGAUAUUUGUCUCCAGGCUUGAGGAAGUUCUUUGCGUCCCAAGCAUAUAUGAGGUAGCUUCCAUGUUAAGUCUAGCUCCUUCUGUGAUGGAGGAAUGCUUUCAAGCCCUUUCACAUCCUCAGGAAUUGCUGAACUCUCUCAACCACCACAAAAACCAUGCAGAUAAACAAACCAAGGCUAUUUUACCAGAACAGCCCUCUGCAGAUGAUGACUGCAUCUUCUCCUGCCUCUCACAUCCCCCUUUGGUGCGAGUAGUGCUGGACCCCGAGCGCAAAGCCUCUGAAAUUGAGUUGGAGUCCUCCUACUGUGAGGAGGUCUCCGUGGAAUGUGAAGAAGUGAGUGCUCCGGCUACUGAGGUGGACAUCGAGGAUGUCAAGUCCGAUGAACCAAUGAGCGCUGGCAGCGAUGCAGAGGAAGGGCCAGGGCAGUCGGCGGAGUCUGCUGAACGCCAGCGUGCCGGUGUGAAUGUGGACGGCGAGCGCCAUGAGGGUUGGGUUUGUGAGGAAGCGAAGGACGUUCCACCCAAGGAGAUGCCGACACCUCCUGAAGAACCGGAAGAACCGGAAGAGCCCUCAAGCUCCGGGAAGGCCACCAGCCCAAGCAUCGGGUUCAUCAAUGAGGACGGAACGGUGGACUACACUGAAAGAGCGACGGUCGAGGACAGGCCGGAGGGGAGCGAGACGACCGAAGACGGGGAGGGGAUCCCGAGGAGCGCUGAGGCACGGCCUGAAGAGCCUGUCCACGGCUCCAGUCAGGCUGCACCCGCACACGGAGCCAGGGUCAUCUAUCUGCUGCGCCAGCCCACCGUUAAGCUGGAGAGAAUCGAUAUCUCGGGAAAACCUUUGCCACCCCCUCUCCCAAGACAGAGCGGCAGGGUUCGGAAGAAAAGACUUCAGUUGGUCUGGAGGAAAAACAGAAGGCCUGAGAUCGUUUGGGUAGAUUCACAAGAUGAGCCUGAUCCAACUCAAAAGAAUGUGAGCUCUGCUAUGAUUCCAAGAACAGAUAAAACAGGUUGGAAUGGGAAGUCACCCGCUGUGGUUUACGCCUGCUCCAAGUGCUCCUUCCAUGACGCAACCGAGGCUAGCCUGCACCAGCACCUCAUGAAGAAUCACCCAGACGAAUUCAGCAGGCUCCUAUCGGCUGGCAUUCGCCAGACAACCGGUUCUAAGCCGCUAGCGAAGCAGACCUCUGAUGCCUCGGUGCAACAGAAACAGUCUCGCAAAAGGGACCCGGUACCGAAGACGUGUCCCGUGUGCUCAAAGACUUUCACCCGUGGCACGGACAUGAGGAGGCACCAGAAGAGCCACGUGGGAGAGCCUCUGCACUCCUGCCUUGGCUGCGGCAGAUGCUUUCUGCACCUCAGCUACCUGAAGAGGCACACUGCUGUGUGCAAGGAAAUUAUCCCUCAGCCACAUCAGGAACCUCUCCCUGAGCAAGUCGUCGAUAAGCCAGGCUCCACCGGUCCAAAUGAGGAAAGUACCAAAGUGCUGGACAACAGCACAGAGGUCCCACAGGACUCUGAGAACGCGCCUCAGGCAGCCGAGACGUCCACCUCCGCAGAGCAGCCAGAGAGUGAGAGCGCAGACCCAAGAUGGUGUCCUGUGUGUGGUGUGACUUUGGCACGUGCCUCCGACAUGGAGAGGCACAUGAGAUCUCACUCUGUGGAAAAGCCAUAUGAGUGUACGCACUGCUCCAAAAUGUACAGGUAUCCAUACAAUUUGAAGAAACAUGUUGACCUAUGUCACAAAGGGUUGGGCUUACCUGAAAAUGAACUUGCACAGAAUACUGACAAUGGUUCCGAGAUUACUCUGAAGGUCGAGUCAGGUCCAGUUCUUUCACCAGGUGACCUGCGGUCAAAAAUAUGUCCGACGUGUGGCAAAACGUUCACCCGAGCCACCGACAUGCGAAGACAUCACAGAUGUCAUGCAGUCCAUCGCUUUGAAUGCUCAAAGUGUGGCAAGGGCUUCCACUAUCCUUUUGACCUCAAGAAGCACGAGCAAAACUCCUGCGCCGAGCCCACCACCCAACCUCAGGCGGUGGCGUCUGCCAAGAAGCCAAUAAUCUGCGGUACGUGUGGCAAGAAAUUUUCCUUCCUGACUCACUUCCAGAGACACAUGAGGGCCCACCGGCAGGCCAACAUGCCCACCAAGCGAUGGCACAAGUGCGCCAAGUGCGAGGAGAUCUUCCGCACGCUGUACGACCUGGGCAAACACUCGCGCCGCCACUGGGGCGACGACCCUCUGCGAUGCACCCAGUGCGGCCGCCGCUUCUCCCACUCCAGUCAGCUGACCAGCCACAAGCAGAUCCACUCGCUGGUGUGCACCAUGAAGUGCACCAUGUGCGCGGAGAUGUACACCGACCUCGGCAGCUUCCGCCUGCACUACCUGCAAGCUCACAGCGUCAAGGGCGCCUACCCGUGCUCCCACUGCGAGAAGAGCUUCACCGAGCUCUGCCCGCUGGUGCGCCACGUGCGCACGCACACGGGCGAGCGCCCCUACCGGUGCCCGCAGUGCCCCAAGAGCUUCGCCACGCCCACCAAGCUGGCCCUGCACAGGCGGGCGCACGGCGAGCGGGCGCCGCGGGAGCGACGGCACCUGUGCCACCAGUGCGGCAAGUGCUUCUACACGCUGGCGGAGCUGACGCGGCACGAGGUGGUGCACCGCGAGGAGCGCCCGCACGCGUGCCCGCACUGCGCCAAGGCCUUCAAGCGGCCGCGCAGCCUCACGGCGCACCUGGAGAGCCACAUGGAGAGCGAGGUGCGCGUGCGCCACCCGUGCGACUACUGCAGCAAGAGCUUCAUGAAGGCGGCCACGCUGGUGCGCCACCACCGCAUCCACACCGGCGAGCGGCCGCACCGCUGCGGCGAGUGCAACAAGAGCUUCCUCACGCACUCCGAGGUGCUCAAGCACAUGCGCUUCCACACCGGCGAGAGGCCCUUCAAGUGCGAGCAGUGCGGCAAAGGCUUCACGCAGUCCUGCUACCUGACGGUGCACACGCGCUCGCACACGGGCGAGAAGCCGUACGCCUGCAAAGUGUGCGACAAGCGCUUCUCGGACAGUGCCCAUCGCAAGCGACACACGCUCAUACACACUGGAGAGAAGCCCCACGUCUGUGAAAAUUGUGGUGAGGCAUUCAACCGUAAGAACCUUUUGAAUGUUCACCUGAAGAGAUGCAGAUGAUUUGAUCGUUGAGUUACUGAAACAAGCACAGUCUGAGGAUUCAAGGACGCCCAUUGAUCUGAUUGCGCUCUUUUUUGUAGGCUUAGGAAUAGGAACACACACAAUUGCAGCUCAUGUUAUUUACUCUCCUGGGAAACUGAAAUUGAUAUACUUAUCAUUUUGUGGUUAUAUCUCAGAUUAGCCAUGCAAAUCAUUCACAUCAAUUACUCUCAAGCCAUGCCAAUGGACAUUGAAAUGAGAAUGUUUAAGUGAUUAUUUGGUUAUUUUGCCUAGGAAACAAAUGAUCCUAGGAAACGAAUGAUUUCCACUGUAAUUUGGUUUAGCAUACAGUAUUUCUGCAUUUAACUGUGCGAAUGUUUCUUGUCAUGGUUUCUUAAAAUAAACACUUUCAUCGCCAUAAUCUUCCUUUAUAAGAUAUUUGUUUAUUUAGCUCAAAGCUUUUGUGAAUUUGUCUCAUUAUUAUUUAUUAAAUGUUGGUCAGAGUUUGAUUUAAAGUUCAAGUUCAAGUUUAUUGACAUGUACUCAUAAAAAUAUAAUAGUAUAGUGUAAAAGUAAUGACAUUCAUUGUGCUCAAGUGUCCAGAAAUAAAUGAGAAAGAAUAAUAAACUAGAAAUGCAA
Messenger RNA from Sardina pilchardus (European sardine), 4392 nucleotides. Its product is annotated as zinc finger protein 62 homolog. Lineage: Eukaryota; Metazoa; Chordata; Actinopteri; Clupeiformes; Clupeidae. The coding region runs from base 106 to 3774 and encodes 1222 amino acids. The transcript is spliced from 9 exons. The record is from RefSeq and is a predicted model, not a curated record. Gene Ontology annotation, biological process: regulation of transcription by RNA polymerase II. Gene Ontology annotation, cellular component: nucleus. Gene Ontology annotation, molecular function: RNA polymerase II transcription regulatory region sequence-specific DNA binding; DNA-binding transcription factor activity, RNA polymerase II-specific.